This is a messenger RNA of Closterium sp. NIES-65, 390 nucleotides long. Lineage: Eukaryota; Viridiplantae; Streptophyta; Zygnematophyceae; Desmidiales; Closteriaceae. The record is from the annotation of a GenBank genome assembly.
AUGGGCUUGGGUCUUCCAAGGUUCAGAUUUUCACGUUCCCUUGAUGGUCUGUGGCUUGUGAUUCUCCCCUGCGCCAGUGGUCCCUUCCCUCCACUUGCCUGCGUGGAGGGGAGGGGCGCGUGGGUCAACACCGACACUCUCCCACGCCCCUCCCCUGUGGCCGUGCAGGUACCCACGGGGAUGGGAGGGCGGCAGCACUGCAGCAGCUUGCAGUUGGUGCCACGAGGGAGAGUAUCGGGGUGGGCUGGCCUCUCAAGGCUGAAAGUGGGAGCACUGGAGCAAGGACGGGAUAGUGGAGUCCAACCUCUAACUCACCUCCUCCUCUUUCCCUUCUCCCUUCCCUCCCAGCAGCACACUCCUGGACCACAGAGGAGUCUAUCCCUCCCCUAA